GAGCAGGAGUUCAGAAUGUUCUUCAGGAGAGGGAGCUGGGCUUACACUUUGGUGUUGAUUUGCCUCCUGAUACCAAGGUUAUCUGCUGGUCAGAACUGCCUCACGGAGAGUCUAGAGGGCGUUGUUAUUGACAUCCAGACUUCUCUUUCCAAAGGCAUCAGAGGCAAUGAGCCCACACAUACAGCCACUCAGGAAGAGUGCAUCGGUGCCUGCUGCUCUACACAGAACAUAGCAGGGGACAAACCGUGUAAUUUGAUGAUCUUCGAUACCCGGAAGACAGCCGGGCAGCCCAACUGCUACCUGUUUUUCUGUCCCAGUGAGGAUGCCUGUCCACUGAAGCCAGCAAAGGGCCUUGUGAGCUACAGACUCAUCAGAGAUUUUCCAUCGACCAGAGCUAGUUCACUGCUCCAAAAGUUAACACAAGAAGAGUCCCUGGUACGUGGCCAUACGUCAUCAGCAGUCACUCCCAGGGUCCCUCCGGCAACAGGUUACCCAAAACCCACUGACCUGUUUUGGAGAGGUGUGUCUUCUCAGAUGCCCACAGCCUCAGUUCACUCUCAGAAACUCGUCAAGAUGGAUGAAGCAACCACACAGCUUCCUGUUUAUAAAGAAAAAAGCCAUUCCCCUGGUCCACAGCUUUCCUCAGAACUCCCUGAAAAUGGGACUGCGUCAUCCACCACCAUAGCUGUGGCUUCCCUCCACAAUGUCUCUGCGACUCUGAAGCCUGCACUUCUGUUGCCCAGAGUGUCACUGACACCUGUGACCUUGCAGCAGAAGGUGGCCACCUAUACAGCUCCGCCUAUAACCAUUGUGACCUCAAAGCCCCCAGCAGCCCCCGUGUCUGCAAGUUUUACAGACGUGGCUACACACCAGGCAGCUUUGACUACCGCCUUCCGGGCACGCACAGACACACAAGGAGCCUUAGACACCGUGGCCUUUCGAGGAGGCUCCAAGCUCACUUCAGACACAGAGCGUGGGGAGAGUUCUGCUGUCCUUCCUUUGCCAACCUCAGGGUCUUCUGCCACCAACAAGACUGCUUCCUGGGAGAAUGGGAGGGUCAGUGUAGGCAGCGCAUCACUGAGCAGGGUUCCAAAACACCAGCAUGGCCUCUCAUUUGAGAAAUGGCUUCUCAUUGGGACCCUCCUCUUUGGUGUUCUGUUCCUAGUAAUAGGCCUCGUCCUCCUGGGUAGGAUGCUGGUGGAAUCCCUCCGCAGGAAACGCUAUUCAAGACUUGAUUACUUGAUCAAUGGGAUCUAUGUCGAUAUCUAAAGAUAAAUUAGGCAGCUCUUAGUUUGUGUAAAAACUCGUUGCCAAAUGCACCUUCUGCCCAGCCCACUCAGCAGGAACUAUAUCUUGAAAAAUGUUCCCAUUAUGUUU
Acomys russatus (golden spiny mouse) is the source of this 1377-nucleotide messenger RNA. RefSeq names its product MANSC domain containing 1 (gene Mansc1). The record is from RefSeq and is a predicted model, not a curated record. NCBI's taxonomy places the organism in Eukaryota, Metazoa, Chordata, Mammalia, Rodentia, Muridae. The coding region runs from base 16 to 1269 and encodes 417 amino acids. The transcript is spliced from 3 exons.